AUGUCAUUUGGCGGAAACCAUAGUCUUGCUCUUCUAGAAGAUGGAACUUUAAUUGGCUCUGGUUCAAAUAGUGAGGGCCAACUUUUUUGCCAAAAGGAUUUCAAGCAGUUACCUGCUUUUGUGCCCAUCGAAAGCGUACACAAUGUGGAAAUUAGACGGAUAGCAUGUGGCUGGGAAUUCAGUGUGGCUGAAAACGUAGAUGGUGAAAUUAUAGUUUGUGGUUAUGGACCAAACGGUGAACUUGGAUUAGGAAAGGAGUCAAGAUUAGAUACCAAUACUUGCCUCUUUGGGAAACUACCCUUUAACACCAACUCUAAGGGUGGAAUAAAACAGCUUUGCACAUCAAUCCAUUCUGUAAUAGUAGUGUUUAAUAAUGGAGAGGUUUAUGGAUGGGGAAACAAUAAGCGAGGCCAGCUUUUUGCGCAUAAUGGGGAUCGAAAGUUGAAACAGGUACGUGAGCCACACAAAAUCGAAUUUCCGGGAAACCGACGGGUGGUUGCAGUCUGUAUGGGUCGGGAUUUUACCGUUUUCAUGACCACCGAUAAGGAUAAUGAGCUACUAAUUCCAAUUUUUAGAGGCAAGGACAAUUUUAACAUUGAAUCUGGGCUCAGAAAGUUGAAAAUCGACCGGGAAUACUUUGUAUGGAUGCAUGCCACCUGGACCUCGGUUCAGAUAUUAACGAGAGACAAUCACAUCUUGUCAAUUGGUAGUAAUACCAAAUGCCAGCAUUUUCCGGAGAUGACAAACAGCGACGCAUCGAUCGACUUGGCAGCUGUUGGAAGCGAGCAUGGCGUUUGUACACUUGUCAAUGAAAGCAGAAGUAAAGCAUACGCCUGGGGCUGGGGAGAGCAUGGAAAUUGUGGAAAGACUUUUGAAAAUACAGUCACGGAUGAAAAACCUGCAAAAGACACUUUUGAUCAUCUCAACGCAAUAUAUGAAACACAGAACAACGAAAAGAUUACCAGAGUAUUUGCAGGUUGUGCCACAUCAUUUGUAGAAGUCGAAAGAGACAACAGAAAGGAGAAAUAA
Molecule: messenger RNA, 1029 nt
Organism: Brettanomyces bruxellensis
Lineage: Eukaryota; Fungi; Ascomycota; Pichiomycetes; Pichiales; Pichiaceae
Exons: 1
Coding region: 1-1029 (342 amino acids)
Source: RefSeq, a predicted model, not a curated record